This is a messenger RNA of Astrephomene gubernaculifera, 1988 nucleotides long. The record is from the annotation of a GenBank genome assembly. Lineage: Eukaryota; Viridiplantae; Chlorophyta; Chlorophyceae; Chlamydomonadales; Astrephomenaceae.
CAUAGAUCAUGUCUAGUGGCAAUGCUAGCAGAACAGCUUUUCCAAUGCCUUCAGGCGCUCCCUAAUCGGGAAGCGGAGGCUGCUUUGCUGCAGUUUCGCGCUCAACCAGAAUCUUGGGAAACAUGCGUUAGCAUUCUAAGCAAUUCGCACUGCGGUUUCCCGGAAUCGCUGCAGUCCUUUGCCGCGCAAACACUCCAUGCAAGCGCCAGGCGUGUUGCACUGGCUACCUCAGCUACAUCUGACACACAGGACUACCAACAGUACGUCCAACACCUAAUAGACAAACAACAGGGUCUGCUCACAUCACUCAUACAGUUAGCGGGACAUGGCCAUUUGCGAGCACCGAGGGACACGCUGCUUUGCGCAGCCCUAGCAGCGCUCAGCGUGCGGAACCCUGAUAAGCUGCAGGAGCUGCUGUCAGCCGCGCUCGGCCGUCUACCUCAUGGCUUUGCGUUGCAGCUGCUACUUGACGUGGCGGAGGAGGGCGAGUCGCUGCUUGCGCGCUUGGGAGGCGAUGUGGAGUCCUCCGCGGCGCUACACCAGGUGCUUCGGGAGGAGCUCGGGCCGCACGUCACCGCCUGGCUAGCUGCCCGGGCGCACGACACCCUGCUUUCAGCACAGGGGCAGCAACCGCAUGGAGAAGCGCAUGGUCAAGGACCGCAAGCGGCGGGCGGGUGCGGAGGCAGCUCCGCCACUGCCGCCCCUGACCUGCGGCUGCGCCUGGUGCGGUGUUUUGCAGGCUGGGUGCGGCUGGGCUGCCUGUACGCCGCCAGCUGCCCAGCGGAUGCCGUACAGCAGUUGGUGGGGCUGCUGCUGCACUUGGCGCUACCCCGUCCGGUAGCGGUAGCAGCAACGGGGCAGUUGCAUGGGGCUGUGCAUGCAGCAGCCCCCAUCACCGCCCUGCAGCACGAGGCGUGCGAGGCGUUGGGGGCUGUGAUCGAGUACGGACCCGACUCGCUGUUGCGGGCGUUGUUGGAGCCUGUGUUGCAGUUGGCGGCAGCGGCGGCGGAGGCUGGCGGAGGUGGUGGCCGCGCCGUUGCCGACGCGGAUGCAGUGUACGACAUCGUACAGCUGGUGUCGUCGUACUCGUUAGCUCGGUUGGACGAGCUGGUGCGUGCAUGCGGGUGUGGUGCUGACGGCGGAGGCGGUUGUACGGCAGUUUCAACGCCGCCGCCGCUGACGGCGCUGGCGGAGGCACUUGUACGGCUAGCGGCGCUGACGACGCUGACGCCGACUGGCUACCCGGUCGGGGGUCCGGCGGUGACGGCGCUGGCGGACCUGGCGUUGGGUUGUAUCGCGGCGGCGGAUGCUGAGUCAGCAGCGGCGGCAGCGGGGGAGGAAGGUGGGGGUAGCGGCGAGGCGAGUCGAGAAGGUGCCUCGGGUGUAGCAGCAGCUGCUGCUGGCGGCAGCGGCGGCUGCGGCUGGGGAGAGGCGAUGCAGCAGGAUGAGGAGGGGCCUGCGGGUCAACUAGACGCCACCACCAUCAUCGACGCCUCCUCCGCCGCCACCGCUGCUGCAUCCGCUGCUCCUGCCACCGACGCCUUCGUCCCAGAGCACUGCGUGCCAUACGUCACCCUAGGACCGCGACCCGGCCUGCCGCCGCCGCUCGUCCAAUUGUACGACAACGUGCUCCAUGCCGUACUGUCGUGCUGUGUCGUCUGGGGCUCAUCAACCACCACCUCCUGCGGUGCUGGUGAUGAUGAUGGCAGUAGUGAUGAAGAUGCAGAGUGUCAUAACGCCGGUUGCAGUGGGGUUGUUGCCGCUGAUGAUCAGGGCUCAGGUACGGGACUGCUGAUGCGGCUGCCCCCCGAGAGCUCGGAGGCGGUUCGGAGCUGCCUGCAGGCGUGUGCGGGGGUGGUGGGACAGGCGCGGCAGCUCGCCACAGCGGCUGCGUUACUGCAGGGCGCGGCGGUAAGCACAUCGCCCCACACACCCUCCGCCAGCAUCUCGAGCCCGGCAGAGGGCCCUCCUCCCUGGUUGCUGCAGGG